AUGCACCUCCACUCCGGCGUGCAUCGAGGCUACGAGAUUCAGUGCCCUUUCUGCCAGUGCCAUCGCGCUACAGCCGCCGGUCUAACGCACCACAUAGAAACUGGCUCAUGUCCAAGGGCUGCCGGAGUCACGCGUGACACGCUUUAUAGGCUCAUAAGAAGCAACGACCCCCAGGGCACCAUCACCAAUAACCUGCUCGGCUGGAGUGGCUCGACGCAGUACGAGGCCAAUGAGCUUGCGUACAAUAGGGCUCGUCGCGGCUGGGAGUGCUAUCUCUGCCACCGAGUGUUUGACAGAUUACCGGUCCUGAAUCGACACCUGAACUCUCCUAUUCAUCAAGAGAGCUUGUACCACUGUCCGAACCGACAGUGUGGGAAGGAGUUCACGGUCUUAGCGGGGAUCAUCAAUCACCUUGAGAGCGAAUCAUGUGGCUAUAUGAGAUUCGAAGACGUGCAACGAGAUAUUCAUAAUGUGGUGGGCGGGAGCAAUUUGCUGUCGUUCUAA
Messenger RNA from Neoarthrinium moseri, 504 nucleotides. RefSeq lists its product as uncharacterized. The transcript is spliced from 3 exons. Lineage: Eukaryota; Fungi; Ascomycota; Sordariomycetes; Amphisphaeriales; Apiosporaceae. The coding region runs from base 1 to 504 and encodes 167 amino acids. The record is from RefSeq and is a predicted model, not a curated record.